GUUCACACGAAACAAUUCGCGAGCGUUAACUGGUUAUCUUACGGCAGUAAUACGACACCAUAUAUACCAAUCCUAAAAUGAGAAAGAAAAAAUAGUUUGUUUUCAUGAAAUUACUAAGGGUUUUAAUGAUAUUACUAGGGGUUUUUAAUGGUUUAAACAUCCUGAAUAUUGUCUUUGAAAUUCAACGAAUUGAUUGCUCAUCGGAAUUCACGUGGAGUUAAGAUAAAAACGCAAGCGAUUGGCAUGCAUUCGUCAUUCACACACUUAUUGUUCUAUUUGGAGGACUUCAUGACCAUAAUACGUUGGACAAAUACUUUGAGACAUGAAGUAGCGUACCAGUCACGACUGUAUUGAUUGGAGGAAUUGGAGCCAUUAGGUGUUCGUAUAACUGACAGCUGAUAGCGGGCAUUGUAUAGUUGAGAAGCAUUGCCAUGCCUGGGGAACAGCUGACUUGUGUGUGGCAAACUGCGUUUGCGAAGGGUCUUCAUAACAAGAGCGGAGACAUACCAAAGGAAUCCAUCAAAGAAAUAGUCGCAGAAUUUGCAGAUCUGGAGUCUGUUCAUUAUUCUGAAAGAGUAUUUAAAGACGUUUUUAAAAGUGAUGAUGUCAUCACUUUCUCAUCUUUCAAGCGAUACGUUGAUUGUCAUCUAAGAGAAAAGGGAUAUCCGCGCCAUGUUCUUUUCGAUGAAAUAGAAAGAAAAUGCUGGGAGCUUUGCCAGCCAUACUACAAAACGUCUCUAAACAAAGAAGACACUCGAAAACUUUGGCUGAUAUCAAACCGUCUGACAGACGAGCGUUCAUACCCACCUGUCAUCCGUCAGAGGGAGGGGAACUGGUUCAUGGAGAAAAUGUUCACAACCAUUGGCAAGAUGUGGAAAUGCAGCGAAGUCUUCAAUAUCAAAGGGGCGUCAUUUCAAGACCUCGUUGAUAUUAUUGAAGACACAAUUCUGCGCGAGACACACCAGGAUGAAAUGCAGAAGAGCAUAACUUCUUUGUAUUCAAGUAUUGUCACUGAAGUAAUGAAGUCCGGGUGGGUCUACACACGUACCAAAAUGAAAGCCAACUGGACAAACUGGGCUCACAAAUGGUGCAUCCUUACAGCAAAUACAAUAAUUUACUGCAAGGAGGAAAGUGCUUCAUCAAAGUCAAGUCGAAUACGAGGAGAACUCUUCAUAACAAAGCACACAAAAUUACUCUGCCUGGAAGACUACAGUCGUUGGUUUCGCAAAAUGAAGGGUCGAUUCAUGGUAUCAAAUGAACUUGAAAUGGAUUUGGAAAUUGCUGUUGGUAGUGAUAAAGAAAGAUUGUCGUGGUUGUCGGCCCUUGAAGAAGCCAUCAAGUGCUGCAGAGAGAAAACAACACCAAUUCAAAAGUUAUUAAAUGUGCGACGCAGCCUUGAAAAGAAAUACGAGCAUGGCCAGACCCAGGAAGGUGAUAAUGGCCCAUCUACAACCACAAAACCGAUAAUUUCAGACGAAAAGGGGAAUAGGGUUCACUACGAAGAAGACCAAGAUGAAAUGUUGAGGCCAGAAAACCUUAUUCAUGCAAACACAGUCAAAAUGAAAACCGGGGUUGUGCUGAUGGACAAAGACGGGAAUGGCCUGAUUGACAGGAAGGAGUUUGCAGCAUGCUUGAACGGUGAUGCUGGCUCUUGUACAAGCACAAAAACGAGCAUUUCAGACAAAGGAAGCAAACAGGAUAACUGCGAUGACGACGAAGACAAAAAAGAAAUGUUGAGGCCAGAAAACUUUAUUCAUGCAAACACGAUGAAAAUGAAAGCGUUGUUUAUGAAGAUGGACAAAAACGGGAAUGGAAGGAUCGACAGGGAUGAGUUUGCAGCAUUUCUUCAAUGUAUUGGCCUUCAAAUGACAAAACAAGAAACAAAUUUGGUUUAUAGAAGUGUCGACAGGGACAACAAAGGACAUGUAUCGUUCGACGAGUUCCAGCAAUAUUUUUCCAAACACGUCAUGUGUGAAACCUCUUCUGCCGAGUGCGUCAACGCCAUGAGACGGGCUUUUAUGGAAGCGGAUAGAGAUGGCUCGGGAACUCUAAAUUUCCGAGAAUUCACAGAGUACAUAUCGGACAAAAAAAGAUCAAUCAGAUUGACGAAAGUAAUAAAGGCGUUUGGUGAAGCAGCAAAAUCCGGUUUAGACGAAAUAUCGUUCACGGACUUUCAGCAGCUCCUACAAAAUGGAGCAUCUGACAUUUUGAUGCCAGUAGUAGAAAAAGCAAUACAGAAAGAUGAAACAUCCGAUGUUUUCCGAGAUCAUAUGAAACAAGCUUACGACGAUGCAGAAGCAAAGGAAAUAGCUUCUUACAUUCGAGAUAGAUGGAACAAGUUUGCAACGUUUCGACGUGCAGCAGCUACUGGUACUGUGGUCAUGACAGGUGGACAUGGAAUGGUGGCAGAUAUCCUUCCAGGAGAAUACAAUCUGUUAGAUAUUGCCUGUUUCAGCGACCUUCCGCCACUGGUUCCAAAAUAUACCGUUAUCAAAGGAGUGAAAUGGGUUUCUAGCUCAGUUCCUGGAAAGUCUGGAAAAGCGAUUUUUCCAAAGGAUUUUGAUGGACAGAUUGUGACGGAUCUUGCAACAAAUGAACUUCUCCGGUACUACAAAUGUUGUUUCGCUGAUACACAACAAGAAAAGGUUUCCCUGCUAUAUCGACAUGGUAUCCAGGAUUUCACAUACGAAAACGGAUAUCUGGAGAAGUACGUAACAGCUACCAAUGGCGGCGCAGGGAUUGAGAAACACGACUUUUCACAUCUAGAUUGUCCCUUGGUCGAAAAUUCAGGAACAUUCGUACUUGGGAAGUUCACGGAUGACGAUGAGAUUCAUAUCACUGGAUUCAAAAUUCCAGUAAGGCAUACUCUGUAUAUACCAGGCGGAACCAUCCACUGCAACGACUAUUUGUCAGGGACGUGGAGGACGAUGUUGUCCGACGAAACGGAUAUUGAUCAUGUGCAUCUUACAAGAGCGCUUAGCAACGAAAAUGACGGGAAAUACGAACAGUUCCGAUUUAAGUUCGUUUCUUUCGUAUGAUUAGAAUGCAUGGAAAUUAGGUCCCGCUUAAUAUUGAAAAAAAAAAUAUUUUAUCGAUCUUAAUACACUCUUACUCCCAAAUAAGAUUGUCCACAUUUAAUACAAUUGUUUUAAUUUACCGAAAAGGCUGAAUAAAUGUUGAAAACAGUGGAUCUUAUUAAUGAUACUGUGUUUAAUUUGAAAGAAAGGUGCAGAAAACAUGGUAUUUCUACCUUAUGAAACGAUAGUAGAUCAACGUUAAUAUUUUAGCAUUCACCAAUCACUAAAUAUGUUUGCGUUUUCAGCUAUGAAAUACACGGUUACAAUCUUGUAAACAGUAAUUAAUAUUUUCCAUAAAUGCAUUAUUUAGUAAAUAGUUAAAGGUUUAUCGCUCAAAAUUCAUGUUUGUUUUACAUGCGUAUGUAUUGGUUUUGAAUAAGAGUGUCACUUGAACAUGUAAAGCCUUUUCAUGUCAAAUGUAGUUCACUUAUAUUUAGAUUAGUUUAUUUCGUAUGGAUUUGUACAAACCGUUAUUGGUGUUUUGGAAGAACUUUUUAGAGGUCCAAGAGUAUAUUCCUGUAUUCAAGGUGUGUUGAACGUCUUAGUUAUGUCAUGUGCUCCUGACAUAAUGUCCAGUAUAGACAAACAUGUACGUGUACGUUAUGUUUAUACUUGUUAACCUUUCGAUGUUCAUAAUAAUAUAUAUUUGUUGUCAUGAAAUCUCAGUACGAGUUUUGAAAAUCGAAUCAAAUACCAGACAUUUACAUACUUGUGUAUAAAGAAAGAAAGAAAGGAAGGAAGGAAGGAAGGAAGGAAGGAAGGAAGGAAGGAAGGAAGGAAGGAAGGAAGGAAGGAAGGAAGGAAGGAAGGAAGGAAGGAAGUACACAUACAUGUUUAGGAGAAUGCAACAAAUAUUUGUUUUAACAAUGCUCAAAAGAAAACAAUACGUAUAAUAGUUGUGUACAGUAAUGAAAUAAAAUACUAUUUUUGCUAGCUUCGAAUAAUUAAUUGCAUGCUUGGAUUGAUAAUAAAAUAAUGUAUA
This is a messenger RNA of Mya arenaria, 4059 nucleotides long. RefSeq lists its product as uncharacterized. Gene Ontology annotation, molecular function: calcium ion binding. Bases 432 to 3038 code for a protein of 868 amino acids. NCBI's taxonomy places the organism in Eukaryota, Metazoa, Mollusca, Bivalvia, Myida, Myidae. The transcript is spliced from 3 exons. The record is from RefSeq and is a predicted model, not a curated record.